CAUAUUUUUUUAAUUUUUUAUCUUUUGGAGAAGAAACUUUUUUCAAUGAUUUUUUUUUUAAAUAUCAGCCAUCUUCACCAGGUGGUUACGAAACUUGGAUCUAAGCUCCUUCGUACUCAUAAAUUUCUUCGACUGUAUAGGACUAGAAACAACUUUAACUACUUCCUCUUGAGUUAAUUCAAGACUAAAAAAAUUAGACGGUAAAUUAAUAGGUAUUAUACCCUUAUUUGUUCGUAAUUUUGGUGUGUGUUCAGCCAUUAAAGCAUAAAAAUCUUAAAGUCGGAGUUGCUAAUAGAUUACAGUAAGAAAAGAAAAAGAAACUGAUAACAUGCAAUAACUGAAUUAAUUAGUUACCUGAGAAAGAGGAACAAUUUCCUUAUCAGAUCGUGCUAUAAAAGUGAGAAAGCAAUCUGAUAAUGGAGUGAAUAAAGGGAAAAAAGUAAUCUGAUAAUGGGGUGAAUAAUGGAGUGAAUAAGGGAAAAGAGUAAUCUGAUAAUGGGGUGAACAAAGGGAAAAGUAAAACUAAAAUAAAGGAAAGAGAAGGAGAAAAGCGUGAAAAAGGGAGGUAAUUUCUCUAAAGUUGUAAAAGUUAGGGACCACUUUUAAAAUAAUGCUAUUGUUGCUACACAGUGUAAUUUCAUUAAAAUGUUACUAUUUUUUAUAAUCUAAGUCUUAGGUAUGCUACUCUAUGUAGUUUUUCCUAAAACAAAACCAAUGGUUCUCUUGUCCCAUUCUAAUCUAAUGAUCCAUUUGGAAUGAAACAAAAUUAAAUUAGUAGCCGUUUGAUCAUGAAAAUUAUUUUCUUUUUUUCGAAAAACUAUUUUACUUUAGUGAAAAAAGUGAAAAUAAGAUCCGUUUGACCAUAAAAAUUUCAAAUACAAUCCCAGAAAUGUAUUUGGAAAAGUGAAAACAAGUUUUACUUGAUUUCACUCAUACUUCUCUCACAAAUUUCAAAAAUAACUUUAAUUUAUAUUCAUGGUCAACUUCAGCUCUAACUCCAACUCCAACUUUAACUUCAACUUCAAAAAAUUUAUAAUUUUUAUGUGCAAACGAGGCAUAUUAGAUGUCUUGGAAUAGGAAAUUCAAAGAUUUGAUGUACUAAUAAAUAAUAAUUUAACAAGCUAUCAUAUCUCUGGCUCCAAUUAGCAAUAAGAAAAUAAUUUAAAAAAACCGAAAAAAUCUUCAAAGUUCUUUAAAAAAACAUAGAUUAUAAACAUAAUAGCUACGUAAGCUCAUAGUACAAAGUUGUGUCACCUUAAACCAAAUUGAGCAAUGAGCUAUUCAUUCAAAGAAUAAUAAUAGGAAGAAGCUAUAGAUAAAUGCCCAAACCUUUUCUUUAAUUGCACAUUUUUCACUCUUAAAUCUUAACAAAUUAAAAUUAUUUCCAUCUCAGAAUUGAAAUAAACUCUCAUAACCAUUUCAUAAAAGUAUCAAAAUAUUCAAAAAUACUCUUUAAUAUUGUGAUUUUAAAUUUAUCAGAUGAAAGUUGAAAUUUAAAAAUUGAUAAAAAGGUAAAUCUCAAAAAAAUUGAAACUAAGGGAGUAUUUACUGGAGAAAUAUAUAUUUGUCUUAUUUAAAAAUAAGAACAAACAAAAAUAACCAACUCCUUUUAAAAAAAAAAAAAAAAAGAAAGAAAAGAUAUUUCACCUGCUCAGGUUCAUCACUCCCGGUGCCGUCGUCUUCCUCUUUCUGCUAAGAAAAUAAUCAAACAUGUUCUUUUUGUGAAAUUUCCUCCUCUUUCACCUAAAAUACAAUACAAUACUCCCAUCUCUUUCUCCUCUGAUUUUUCUACACAGAAAGGAAAAUGUUAUCUCUGCAGCCCCUUUCUCACCCUAAAUCGUCUUCUCUCUAUUCUUCCUCAUUUACCCCUCCCAAUUCCUUAUCCCCCAAAACCUUAAAACCCAAUCCCCCCCUCUUCCGACCUUCUAGAAACUUCUACCCUUCCAUACAUUCCCUCCUCCAGUACAACCGCAAGCCUCAACUCGCCGGCGAUACCCCCAGAGUCGUCGUCAUUACCUCCGGCAAAGGCGGCGUCGGCAAAACAACCACCACCGCCAAUAUCGGCCUCUCCUUAGCUCGUCUCGGCUUCGCUGUCGUCGCAAUUGAUUGCGAUGUUGGUCUCCGUAACCUUGACCUUCUUCUAGGGUUAGAAAAUCGGGUUAAUUAUACCGUCGUUGAGGUUCUCAACGGUGAUUGCCGACUUGAUCAGGCACUUGUGCGUGAUAAGCGGUGGUCGAAUUUUGAGUUGUUGUGUAUUUCCAAGCCUAGAUCCAAAUUGCCUAUUGGAUUUGGUGGGAAAGCGUUGGUUUGGUUAGUGGAUGCGUUAAAAGCUCGUGAUGAAGGUGUUCCGGAUUUUAUAUUGAUUGAUUGCCCUGCUGGUAUUGAUGCUGGGUUUAUCACGGCUAUUACUCCGGCAAAUGAGGCCGUGUUAGUGACAACGCCGGAUAUUACUAGCUUACGAGACGCUGAUAGAGUGACGGGAUUGUUAGAAUGUGAUGGAAUAAGGGAUAUUAAGAUGAUCGUUAAUAGGGUUCGGACGGAUAUGAUCAAAGGGGAAGAUAUGAUGUCUGUGUUGGAUGUGCAGGAAAUGUUGGGGCUUCCAUUGUUAGGGGUGAUACCUGAGGAUUCCGAAGUUAUUAGAAGUACUAACAGAGGUUAUCCACUUGUGUUGAACAAGCCACCAGCUUUGGCAGGUCUGGCAUUUGAACAAGCAGCUUGGAGGUUGGUGGAGCAAGAUAGUAUGGAGACUGUAAUAAUGGAGGAGGAGCCAAAGAAACGUGGAUUUUUCUCCUUUUUUGGACGAUAGGAUGAUGGUUCUCUACUCUAAGUAGUGGCUUUUGGUAAGGUUUCGGUAUUUGUUCGUUUGUGUUUUUUGGAAAACAAGAAAGUUGUGUAUUGUAGAGAGUAAAUUUUUGCAUUCUUCCGUUGUGACUAUUAGGAUUCUAUUGGUAGGAUAGUUGAAGAUUAGUGCAAUUAUUAGGAAUUGUACUUUUUGUUUUUGUUGGAUUGAGCUGAAAAUUGUAUCAUGCAUGUCCGAUCAAAAUAUGAUCUUCUCUUUC
Messenger RNA from Capsicum annuum, 3059 nucleotides. RefSeq names its product septum site-determining protein minD homolog, chloroplastic. Gene Ontology annotation, molecular function: ATP hydrolysis activity; ATP binding. The record is from RefSeq and is a predicted model, not a curated record. The transcript has a single exon. Lineage: Eukaryota; Viridiplantae; Streptophyta; Magnoliopsida; Solanales; Solanaceae. Bases 1805 to 2806 code for a protein of 333 amino acids. Gene Ontology annotation, cellular component: cytosol; cytoplasmic side of plasma membrane. Gene Ontology annotation, biological process: negative regulation of cell division.